Molecule: messenger RNA, 1068 nt
Organism: Aspergillus glaucus CBS 516.65
Lineage: Eukaryota; Fungi; Ascomycota; Eurotiomycetes; Eurotiales; Aspergillaceae
Gene: hrmA
Product: protein hrmA
Exons: 3
Coding region: 76-1068 (330 amino acids)
Source: RefSeq, a predicted model, not a curated record
GCUGUCAGCCUCAUCUAUAGCUCAAAUUUCCGUGACUCUAUACCGUCCUUGUUCUGAAACCCCUAAGGAACCAAGAUGCGGUCCACACUGGAAUACUUCAUACGGACAUACAAUGACCUCAUCCAUAGCCAAACAAUACCCGACUUCUAUCGAAAAGACCUGAGAGAGCGGCUACAGAUACUGUGCUGGAAACGCCAGGCCCCACAGAAGGUCCGCACUUCAAGAUCCGAACAUGACAGGAACCACAGAAGGUUGCAUGCGAGGGAUGCUUAUAUGAGAGUUUUGGAAAAACAUCCGGCAAUGUUUCUUCCCUUCUUUUUAGCAGUGUCAAAUCGGGCUUGUGAAGGCAUUAAGCUCGAGAAAUAUAUUGAAAUCCAUGCCACUCAGCCUAGGAUUCAGCUAAAUAACACUAUGCAGUCGAUUAUUGAACAGGAGAUUGGGAAUGCUCGGGUGUGUAACGAAAUAAAUAUACAGAAGUUAAGGAAACCCGCUACGACGAACAACCCGUGGACGCUCGCCACAUCUAAUUUAGAUGCUAUCAAGAAUGUUUUUGGCGAAUGGGUCUGCUCCGCCAUAGAGAAUUCCACAACGCGGGUGAUCGAGAGAGCGCAGUUAACAUUUUCUGGGUUUUCAGAGCCCAGAACGCGGACAGUUAGAUCGGAAUUUCCUGAAGCAAGCGCUGGAGAUGCGGCUGUCUACCUGGACAUUGGAUUUAACAGUAAAUUGAUUCUUAGCCUGUUCCCGAGGGCACAGGAAGAGGUAUUUGGGCUGUGGUAUGCUCCUCAAGGGACGGAUAUCCCCCCCUAUGCUAACUACAUACUAGUGGAUAAUGACUGCCUUACACUCAGAGGGGCGUGCGUGUCAGCUGUUUGUUCGAUCUUCGGAUCUCAAACCUGCGAGACAAUCCAGGGGAGCCAACUACGCCAGUGGGAGCUUCAUAAUUCAAUGAAUAAAAUGACAGAUUGUGUUACUGCUUAUAUAUCGCGGAGCCCCCCUCACAACAGCAUGAUACGUUUGCGUGUCAGUUUCAUGGGUGGUUUCAACAUAGCUAGAUUGUUGCAUGCAUGA